This is a messenger RNA of Sphenostylis stenocarpa, 369 nucleotides long. The record is from the annotation of a GenBank genome assembly. NCBI's taxonomy places the organism in Eukaryota, Viridiplantae, Streptophyta, Magnoliopsida, Fabales, Fabaceae.
AUGGCUAUGGUGUAUGGUGAUAGAUCAACUUCAUUCUCAUCUCAAGUCCUUACCUUCCACUCCUCUGCUAAAUGGAAUGCUCACUUCGAUGCGUUGAAACAAACUAACAAACUGAUGGUGGUUGAUUUCACUGCUUCAUGGUGCAAACCUUGCAAAGUCAUGGACCCAGUUAUCCAAGAGUUUGCUGACAAAUUCAGAGAUGUUGAGUUUGUGAAGAUUGAUGUGGACGAGUUACUGGAGGUAUCACAAAGUUUCCAAGUACAGGGAAUGCCAACUUUCAUGCUAAUCAAAAAAGGAAAAGUGACUGAUAAAGUGGUGGGAGUAAAAAAGGAGGAGCUACAAAGGUUGAUUGAGCAACACAGAAAAUAA